CUCCAGGCUUCCCCGGGGCUCGGGGCGGGGGCCCCGCGGAGCGGAGUGGGGACCGGCCCGCCCUCCCCCAUCGCCCUGCCGCCACUCCGAGCCAGCAACGCCGCCGCCGCAGCGCACACGAUUGGCGGCAGUAAGCACACCAUGAAUGACCACCUGCACGUGGGCAGCCACAGCCACGGACAGAUCCAAGUUCAGCAGCUGUUUGAGGAUAACAGUAACAAACGGACAGUGCUCACGACCCAACCCAAUGGGCUCACCACAGUGGGUAAAGCGGGACUGCCAGGGGUGCCCGAGCGGCAGCUGGACAGCGUUCAUAGGCGGCAGGGGAGCUCCACCUCCCUGAAGUCCAUAGAAGGCCCCGGGAAGGUGAAAGCCAGCCCCAUGUCCCCUGAGCAAGCAAUGAAGCAAUACAUGCAAAAACUCACCACCUUUGAACACCACGAGAUUUUCAGCUACCCUGAAAUUUAUUUCUUGGGUCCAAAUGCAAAGAAACGCCAAGGCAUGACGGGUGGGCCGAACAACGGCGGCUACGAUGACGACCAGGGAUCCUAUGUGCAGGUGCCUCACGAUCACGUGGCCUACAGGUACGAGGUCCUGAAGGUCAUCGGGAAGGGAAGCUUUGGGCAGGUGGUCAAGGCCUACGACCACAAGGUCCACCAGCAUGUGGCCCUGAAGAUGGUGCGCAACGAGAAGCGCUUCCACCGGCAGGCGGCCGAGGAGAUCCGGAUCCUGGAACACCUGCGGAAGCAGGACAAGGACAACGCCAUGAACGUCAUCCACAUGCUGGAGAACUUCACCUUCCGUAACCACAUCUGCAUGACGUUCGAGCUGCUGAGCAUGAACCUGUACGAACUCAUCAAGAAGAACAAGUUCCAAGGCUUCAGCCUGCCGCUGGUCCGCAAGUUCGCGCACUCCAUCCUGCAGUGCUUGGACGCCCUGCACAAGAGCCGCAUCAUCCACUGUGACCUCAAGCCUGAGAACAUCUUGUUGAAGCAGCAGGGCCGGAGUGGCAUUAAAGUGAUCGACUUUGGCUCCAGCUGUUACGAGCAUCAGCGGGUCUACACGUACAUUCAGUCGCGGUUUUACCGGGCCCCGGAAGUGAUCCUCGGGGCCAGGUACGGGAUGCCCAUUGAUAUGUGGAGCCUGGGCUGCAUUUUGGCGGAGCUCCUGACAGGUUACCCACUCCUGCCUGGGGAGGACGAAGGGGACCAGUUGGCCUGUAUGAUUGAGCUGUUGGGCAUGCCCUCCCAGAAACUGCUGGAUACAUCCAAACGAGCCAAAAAUUUUGUGAGCUCCAAGGGUUAUCCCCGGUACUGCUCGGUCACCACCCUGUCCGACGGCUCCGUGGUUCUCAACGGUGGCAGGUCCCGGAGAGGGAAACUGAGGGGUCCGCCUGAGAGCAGAGAGUGGGGGAAUGCACUGAAGGGGUGCGAUGACCCCCUUUUCCUUGACUUCUUGAAACAGUGUUUGGAGUGGGAUCCGAUGGUACGCAUGACUCCCGGCCAGGCUUUACGGCACCCCUGGUUGCGGAGGCGGCUGCCAAAGCCUCCGACCGGGGAGAAGACGGCGGUGAAGCGGCUGACCGAGAGCACUGGUGCUAUCACGUCGAUUUCCAAGUUACCUCCACCUUCCAGCUCGGCGUCCAAGCUGAGGACUAAUUUGGCACAUAUGACAGACGCCAAUGGGAAUAUUCAGCAGAGGACAGUGUUGCCAAAACUCGUUAGCUGAGCUCAACCCCACAGACGCUGGUCAUCUGAAAGAUACGACCUUGCUGAGCCUUCCUGGGGUGUGAGAGGAGAGCAAACGCUCAGCCCUGUUUCUAUUUGCUCAAUGAUUUUACUCAUUUGUAUCCUUUCAGCACUUACUUUAAUGUAUGAACGUUGUUCAUUUUGUUUUUAUAAAAUACAUGGGGACAAUGCUUUAAGUUUUGAUACUUUCCAAAAUUCUUUUUUGUGCGCGUGCAUGCGUGUGUGCGCGUGUGUUCCAGAAGUGCGAUGAGCCUUACUGUAUUUUAGUGUGGCAGAGUAAGGAACGUCGGUGGCAGGCCAUUGAUUACAUCACGACUGCCGCGCCUUUCACAGAUGGGUGCCCCAGACCUUCGCUAAGGUCUCCUGGUUCUUCUCCCCGAGGUGGCUGUCCCCAGCCAUCCUCCAGGUGCAUGCACAGAUGGAGCUUGGCCAGCCUUCACGGCCCCGACGUUAGCUGGGUGGUGGUGGUGGGAGGAGAAGGAAGGGUCAUGAAAAAAGUCAUCCACUAAGAAAACCUGCCCCUUAGAGAUUACACCCCCCACUGCCCUCCCCCAGUGAACAGGCGUAUGCAAAACACAGUCCCCCAGGUUUAAACUGCCUGAUUCGUGGUCUGGUAUUCUGAAAUAGCUGCCUGGGAGUGGGGAUCUACGUGUCCCGCCAGCUUUUCUGACACGAUCAGUGAACUGCUUUGCAAAGAACCCUCCUAGGGCAGGAUUUCUUUUUGUAGCUUCCCGUAGAAGUCUAGCCCACAGACGGGUUCUCUUCCUUAGUCUUUGCUUUUCCUCCUUCUUUGAGCUCACAUCUGUUGCUUGCAUUUCGUUUGUCUUCUUGAGAAUACAUAGACUAGACUCAAUACAGAAAAGAGACCUUUCGGUUGGGAGCAGAUGACCCAUCCUUCCCGUUCUCUAGCCCACCCUUCGACACUGCCUGACAGUUGGGAAUUUCCAUAGUUCCCAAGGAGGAUUAGCAGAUUACAGUGAGUUCACACUACCAAGGUGCCACUGGAAGGUUCACAGAGCCUGGGAAUAUAUCAGCUAUCUCUAAGAGAACUGCAAAUCCUCUUCAUUAGCAGACGCCGCUUUGACUGUGGCUGCCCUAAGUCCCACCGUGGCAGUGGCAGCUCAACCUCGAGUCAGUGGUUGGACUGAGCCCGUUAGAAGAGCCCCCGGAGCUGUCUACCUUUCUCUUGUUUUCCUUUUGGAACGCACUGAUUCUUUUCACGAGGAGGACACUUGACCUAGAAAAGUUAACUUUUGAGAGUUAGGUAAAAGAAUAUUUUCUUCUCUGAAAAAAAGAAAUCCUAUUUUCACAGCGAAGAUUGCAGUAUUUUAUCACUAAUGAAUGAGCAGUGAUGUGUAUCGACUUCAAGACACGUGGACAUUUUCUUCAGAGUAUGUGCAAUUUAACAUAGAAGGGUUCUGCCUGUUGGGACCUUAGGUUUGGGGUAGUGUAAAUUAGGAUAAAUAACCUUUUAUAUACACAGAUACUACAGUAUUGCCUGUAAAUUGAUUUACAACUACUUAAAGCAUGGUCCCCACUGAGGCCAAGAAAAGUUUCCAGUUCCGUUCUUUUAUUAUCAGUCCCAUGUUUUUCCUUAUUUUUUCUUUUUAAGUGGUUUUGAACAAAACCUUUUACUUACUGUGGGGCUUUGGCGGUGGACAGUGGGGAAAAACGCUCAGGAAAUAUUACAGAUAUUUGCCAAAAAAGUAAUAAGAUGAUCUUAUUAAUAAGGUAGUGAUGUUGACAUUUGCUUUCCUAUUUAAGGAUGUCACUGACAAUGUGUACUUCUGUAUCUCACGAAGUAUAGAUUCUUCCCCCGAGGUGAUAUGAAUUCUUUAGCACACUGUACACAUAGGUGACUCGUGGAAGUGCAAUAACCUGGUGGUUGAAUUUUCAAGGAUGCUCACCUGACCGGCACCCCAAUCAGCGGCUUUAAAAGGAUUUAUAAAUAUCUGUAUUUAUUCAAUUUGGGGGCUCAAAGGCAUAAGGAGUGUAACACGGUGUGGGGGCUGUCUAAAAACCACCAGCGUCAGACCACUGUAGGAAAUAUGACCCACAUAAAAGGCUAAUGUCCCCUCCAACCUUUCUCUUUCAUUUCAACACUCUGAUUUUAUUCCCAUCCAGCUUUGACUAUGAACUGAAGCCGACUGUUUUUAUUCUUGGCCCUAGGUGAUUGUAGGUGUGGAAAUUUAUAUACGGACUCAUACUCCUUGUCUCUUUUCCCCCCCGGCCACACAAAACCAGAUCUUAAGAUGCCGACAGAGCAUGUGUGGCCGUCUUUCCUCAUAAGUGCAACGGGAAACUUUCAGGCCCAACUGGAAUGUGCAGCUCUUCGGUUUUCUCAUGUCCCGAUACCAUGGUCUUUCCUUUCUCCUGCAGAGCAGCCACCACGUUUCAGCGUCAAGAGACAGAGCUGUUUUAGUUUAAAAAAAAAAAAAGUUUAAAAACUAGCUUCAUUAAACUGUUCAGUAAGAUUGUUGCAUUAUCUGUGAACUGAAAACAUACAAAUGAAGGGCUCCGAUAGGCUAUGGGUUAGGGACCGUUGUCUGGGGAUGUCUGGGCUGUGUUCAGAUUUAGGAAGAGCACCGUGUUGUCUUGAUUUUGGUUGCAGUCUCACCUGGCUCCGUUUCUUGUACCACCGGGAGUGUCCGUCACCUCCUGGGAAUUGCUACAACAGUGGAACAAUCAUGAUGCGAGACUGUGUAGAUAAACAAUAGAGGAGAAAUGAUGCCCUUAGUGUUAACAAUGUGCCUUUUUUCUGAAUGCCAUGUAGGGCAUGCAUUUGGGGGCCUCUUUAACUCUUUGAUUACUAGGCAGUAAGGAUGGAAUCCACCUCUGCAAAGAUACAUCUGUCUUAAAUACCUAGUUACUCCCAGGCCUUAAUAGAGACCAUAAGGCGCGCAUCCUCAUCCGCCACUGAGAGGUAACCCUUGGUUAGUUACACCCGGAAAUCCUAUGUUUAAGGAGUUAAAAAGGUGGUCUUUGUUGUAUCUUUACAUCAGACUGGUUUUAAGUACUAUUUUGUUAGGCUAACACUAGACAGAAAUCAACUGUAUUUGUAAAAAUUUACCUCAAACCAUUUGAUUUUAUAGCGUGAUUAAUCCCAGGGCAUUUGGUCUGAACCAAAGUGCAUUUCUUUUCUAUGUGCCUGGCUCUAGUAUGGACGGCCAGGGAUUUUUACAAUUUGGGUGCAAGGCACUUAUGCCACUUUCAAACCCGCUGGGUGGUUGGGAGUCAUGCUCGCCGGCUCCCUCAGUGUGAGGGAGCCCUGUAGGCGUCAACAGCAUUGGGCCAUAUUGGAAUCUUCAACGCUGGAUUCUUUCAAAGAACAUUUUUGUAAUCUUUUUCAUCAAGACUUUUCUGGUAAGCAGAAGACAAAACACACAUGAUAGAGUUGGUGAAGGUUUUAAUAUUGCCCAGCAUAAUGCUGUGGUCACAUGAAAAAGAACAAAGUAUUUGUGAACUCUUUUUCUUCGGGGCUUGUACAUCUCUCUGCUAUGAACAUAUAUAUAUAUAUAUAUGUAUAUAUAUAUAUAUAAUUCAUUGUAAUUAUACUCAGCUCAACUGCUACAGUGAUGUCUACGUAGUGGCUUGGGUUCUUAUCGAGCAACGACUUAGACACGUGACUGUAAUAUGCUGCAACUGUGUACUGAAAAUAUGUGAAAAUGGUUGAAUGUGGACUGUGUAUAUAUGUAUGUACAAAUUUCUGUGAGAUGCUGCUGUCACCACUUAACAUUAAAUAUGUUCUAGUGGAUUUUAACCCUAGUGGCCAGUUCUAUGAUACUGUAUGUAUUGUACAGCUGAUGACAGGAGUAAGACUGUUUGGUGAAUAUUUGUUAAAUUUUAUUGUUGUGGCCAGAGAUAAUUUCAGAAUAAAAUUUUAAUGUCCUACCUUA
Molecule: messenger RNA, 5644 nt
Organism: Echinops telfairi (small Madagascar hedgehog)
Lineage: Eukaryota; Metazoa; Chordata; Mammalia; Afrosoricida; Tenrecidae
Gene: DYRK2
Product: dual specificity tyrosine phosphorylation regulated kinase 2
Exons: 2
Coding region: 142-1728 (528 amino acids)
Biological process (GO): peptidyl-threonine phosphorylation; peptidyl-serine phosphorylation
Cellular component (GO): nucleus
Molecular function (GO): ATP binding; protein serine/threonine/tyrosine kinase activity; protein serine/threonine kinase activity
Source: RefSeq, a predicted model, not a curated record